AUGGAUUACAGUGCUGAUGAAUAUGAAAAAACACUUGUUGAGAAGUAUCUUGAGAAGGCAGCAAGCUCAAGAAUUGAUGAGAUUGAGGAGAAGGUGAAGAGAUACAAGGAGAGUGGCGAUUUUGAAAAGACAAGUGCAUGCGAGGAGGAAAUCAAGCAGAUAAGGAGAAGCUUAGCAGCAGAAAAGCAGGUUAUAUCCGGCAUAGAAAGCAGGCAGGAAAGCUUAGAAGCAAAAGAAGUGUUUGAUUUUGAGUGGAAAGGCUGUUCUGAUGAUUCUGACGUCAAAUCAUUUGAGGAGAAGUGUAGGCAUGCAGUAGAAGUGUUCUGCAGGAAGCACGGGCUAUCCAGCAAUGCAUUUGAGGAGUAUGUUCAGAAGCAUUCUGAAGAGCACGAGGGAUUUGCUGUGCCAAACUUUCUGUGGGAAAGCCUGUUUGCGUAUCAGCAGGAGGGUGUGAAGUGGAUGUUAAACCUUUACAAGACUAGGAAAGGGGGGAUUCUUGCGGAUGACAUGGGCUUGGGAAAGACGUUCCAAGUAAUAGUGUUUUUGACGGCGUUGUUCAGGAAUGGAGCAGCUCGGAAGGCAUUGAUUGUGUGUCCUGCUACGAUUGCUUUGCAGUGGGUAUCUGAGUGGAAGAAGUUCUAUCCGUUUCUGAGAGUGUUUACUGGAAGAAUGAGUAGUGAGAAGAGUGGAGUAUGUGUGAUGUCGUACGAGAAGUUCAAAAUGACAGCAGGGAAUGAAGAAUGGGAUGUGCUGGUUCUGGAUGAGGGGCAUAGAAUAAAGAAUAAGAAUGCGCAGGUGAGUCUUGCAGCGAAGAAGGUGAAAUCUGGAUGUAGACUGAUUCUUUCUGGAACGCCGAUACAAAACAAUCUCAGCGAGCUGUGGUCGAUGUUUGACUUUGUGAAUCCUGGGCUUCUUGGAUCGCAUAGUGCAUUUAAUGAAGAGUUUGAAGAGGUGAUAAGCAAGGGAGGAUACAGGAAUGCAAGCAAUAGUCAGGUUGAGAGGGCAUACAAGCAUAGCCUGAUGUUAAGGUCUCUUAUUGAGCCGUAUAUACUGAGAAGAACAAAGGCUCAAGUAUCUCAUCGGUUGCCUUCAAAGCAGGACAAGAUUGUGUUUUGUUCGUUGACGCCUUUACAGACUGACUUGUACAGGAAGGUGCUUGGAUCAAAGCAUAUAAUGAAUGUUCUUACUGGGAAAGCGAAUCUUUUGAGUGGAAUUACGCUUUUGCGCAAGGUGUGCAACCAUCCUCAGCUGCUUUUUGCCAGUGGAAGUGCAGGGCAUCAUGGAAUGCAUGAGAAGAGGCAAGGUGAAUUGAAAGUAGAGAAUGCAGAGUUUGACUACGGCUAUGAGGAAGAGACAUUGGGUAUAAGUGUCUGCAAUGGAGAAGUUGGUGGAUGCGAGCUGGUUGAAUCGGCAUGCAAGAUGAAGAUUCUGGUUGAUUUUUUGAAGAAGUGGAAGAAGAGUGGAGAUAAGGUUCUGAUCUUUUCACAGACAAUACGGAUGUUGGAUAUUAUAGAGAGAUGCAUUGCAGGAUAUGCAUACAUGAGGAUGGAUGGGACGACGUCGACGCCAGACAGACGGAAUCUUGUUGAGCGGUUCAACAGUGAUGAGAGUAUUUUUAUAUUUCUGUUGACAACGCGAGUGGGAGGUCUUGGGUUGAAUCUUACUGGGGCAUCGAGGGUUGUGAUAUAUGAUCCGGAUUGGAAUCCAUCGACAGAUACGCAAGCAAAGGAAAGGGCAUGGAGAUAUGGGCAGAAGAAGGGUGUGGAGAUAUACAGGCUCGUGUGCAAGGAUACUAUUGAGGAGAAAGUGUAUCAGAAGCAAAUAUUCAAGGAUAUGCUUGGAAAGAAGGUGCUGAGUGAUCCGCGACUAAGCAGGUUUUUCAAUAAGUCGUGUGUUGAUGAUCUGUUUAGCUUUGAUGGUACGGAUGAGCUUAUUGAGAUCAAGAUGCAUGAGGAGCAUGGAGAAGAGUACGAGCCUGAAGGGGUACUGAAGGGGGUACGGGAAAAGGAUGGGGAAUUGUUUUUACGGAUGAAGUUUUUGAAUAGCAAGAAUGUUUUGAGCGGAAGAGAAAUGCUUGAGUACAUCCGUUUGCGAGAGGAGUCGAUGAGAUGA
Molecule: messenger RNA, 2112 nt
Organism: Ordospora pajunii
Lineage: Eukaryota; Fungi; Microsporidia; Ordosporidae
Product: SNF2 protein
Exons: 1
Coding region: 1-2112 (703 amino acids)
Biological process (GO): transcription-coupled nucleotide-excision repair
Cellular component (GO): nucleus
Molecular function (GO): ATP binding; ATP-dependent chromatin remodeler activity
Source: RefSeq, a predicted model, not a curated record